AUGGAUAGCUACACCGAGAAGGUCUUGCCCUUCAAAUCUUCACCUUCGUUUUUAGAAAAAACGAUAGCUCAUAAUGGUGAAAUUAACAUGGGAUAUCUCCUUCAAAACUUCGAUGAAAUUGCUUAUGUCGUUGGGACUAAGCAUCUAGAUAUUCCUUCUUGUUUACACCGUGUACCUUCUCAUAUUUUGACAGCUUCUGUUGAGCAUUUUCAUAUUCUACACCCAAUCACUAUACAAGAUAUAAAAAUUAGUGGGCAUGUUGUAAAUGUAGGAACAUCGAGCAUAGAAGCCCUUGUAAAAGCCGAGAUAAUAUCGUGUGCUGAUAAGUCUUUGGGAACAAGAAUGAAACUCAAAGAUUCGACGAUAAAUCGUAUUGCAGCUCCUACUCCAAAGACUAUUUUGAUUGCAAAGUUCAAUAUGGUGGCUGUUAACAUUGAAACUGCUAAGGCUGUAAAAACAAACUCGCUUAUUACUACAAAUCUUAGAGAGAGAAGAACGCAAGAGCUUGCAAAUGAUAUAGAGACCAGUACAGACGGUAAACCUGAGACAUCUAAAGGUGCCAAUAAUAUUGGAGCAAAUGCCUUUGAUAAGAAAAAAAAUUCCAUGGGAGAAUACAAGUUAAUUAGGGAUACAGCUCUUCAAAAUGCUUUCAUAGUAACACCACAGGAUCGCAGUGUUCUUGGAUACUUAUUUGGUGGAAAAGUAACAAUUUUUGUUAUUAGUUAUUGGCCAUCCCGUAUGUUUGCUGGAUCCAAUGUGAGAAUGUACUCUUUGGAUGAAGCCAAGUUUCAUUCUAAAGUGAAUGUGGGUUCUACCGUUAAGCUAACUGCCCAGGUUAUAUAUUCAUCAGAAGAUGAUAACAUGUUCCAAGUCAAAGUGGUUUAUAGUCUUUCUGAUUGUAACGGAACUUUUGGCGGUGCAGAGGCUAUGACAGCCAAUUUUACAUUUUUAAGCUUAGAUAAGAAAAUUAAAAAUGUGGUACCUAUGACCCUAAAGGAAAAUGAACUUUACAUCGAAGAGGCUGGAUAUAGCACUGCAUGUCAGAAAGGAGAUCUCUAG
This is a messenger RNA of Phycomyces blakesleeanus NRRL 1555(-), 1059 nucleotides long. RefSeq lists its product as hypothetical. The record is from RefSeq and is a predicted model, not a curated record. Gene Ontology annotation, cellular component: mitochondrion. Gene Ontology annotation, molecular function: fatty acyl-CoA hydrolase activity. The coding region runs from base 1 to 1059 and encodes 352 amino acids. The transcript is spliced from 8 exons. NCBI's taxonomy places the organism in Eukaryota, Fungi, Mucoromycota, Mucoromycetes, Mucorales, Phycomycetaceae. Gene Ontology annotation, biological process: acyl-CoA metabolic process.